CUCUCUCACUCUCUUGCUCUCUCUGUCUCUCACUCUGCCUCCACAGUCUUGUCACAGCUCUUUCAGUACCACACAUCAGACUUGGACUCAGCAGGUGGUGGUCAGUAGAGACCAGGAUUCUUGGAGAGGAAGCUUUCAGGUUGGAAAAUCAGCGGUAACCAUGGGCUGCUUUGGAUUCCUGAAGUUCAUGAUGUUCGUCUUCAACGGCAUCAUCUUUCUGGCGGGCGCCGCCAUCCUGGGCGUGGGCAUCUGGGUGAAGGUGGACAGCAGCUCCAUCUUCGACCUGCUGGGGAAGGUGAAGAACCUCCCUCCGGAGCUGAGUCAGGUGCUGCAUGUUGGAUACCUGCUCAUCGCCAUUGGCGCCCUGCUGCUGCUCAUCGGCUUCCUGGGCUGCUGCGGCGCGGUGAAGGAGAGUCGCUGCAUGCUGCUGCUGUUCUUCAUCAUCGUUCUGGUGGUCUUCAUCGCUGAGGUGGUCGGCGCCAUCAUCAUCCUGGUGUUCAGACCCCUGGCCGGAGAUCUUCUGGCCCAGAUCGGGGCGGCGGCAGUCAAGAACAUCAGGAAGGACUACGGGAAGAACCCCGACAUCACCAUUCUGUGGAACACCACCAUGAGCGCCAUGAGCUGCUGUGGCUUCUACAACGCCUCCGACUUCCUGGGCUCUCCCUAUUACUCUGGCAACGACAACAAGUACCCCCCGCUGUGCUGCAGCCACUCGGCCGACAACCCGUGCAACCAGAGCAUGGCUGAGACUUCCCCGGUGCCGGGUUGCUUCUCAAAGUUCACCGGGAUGAUCGAAAGCAACACUGGAGCCAUUGUUGCUGUGGCACUGGCGAUCGCAGCUUUAGAGGUCUGCGCCAUGAUCGUCUCCAUGGUCCUCUACUGCCAAGUCAAGUCCAGGUGAGGUCGACGGAGGAGAGCGACGAGCCGGAACCCUGGAGAUGUUUCAUUCUUCUCACCAGAGCCUUUCAUUCCAGCCAUCAGCUGCCUGUUUUAAUAUUGGAAAAUGACUCAUAACUGCAGCUUCACUGCCACAUGCAAAUCGCCGCCAAAUUGUUUUCCUCUCCGUUAAUGUGUUUAUCCUUUUAUAUUUUUAUUUUCUUCAUCACGGUUUGACUUUUUAUGGUUGUUACGGUCACAUUUUUGCGCCUAAAACAUCAAUAUUCAUGUGAUUUAAUAUGAAAUAAAGGAUUAC
Molecule: messenger RNA, 1192 nt
Organism: Synchiropus splendidus (mandarinfish)
Lineage: Eukaryota; Metazoa; Chordata; Actinopteri; Syngnathiformes; Callionymidae
Gene: tspan34b
Product: tetraspanin 34b
Exons: 8
Coding region: 161-901 (246 amino acids)
Cellular component (GO): membrane
Source: RefSeq, a predicted model, not a curated record